GCCGCAAGCUGGCAGGAAGGAGAAGAUGUUAUUGUAGAGUCAAUGAGACAGAAAGCGCAGACUGAAGGGGGAGCAGAUGUUACAGAGCUAUCAUGAAAUAGUAACACAUGCACAGGAUUGUACUUUGGGGGGUUUGUUGAUGUUUUUCUGUGGCAUUUUAUUUUUACGCACAGUUGGCAUUUGUUUUGCUGUGAUCACGUAGCACUGAUUGCUCAAGGACUUGUUUCCCAUUACCAGGACAAACAGCACAGGCUGGACCGUGUUAAGACCAGUAAUUCUGAUACAGGUUUCCCAUUUGGUAUAAAUCGUGACCAUCCUUCCUGGUUCCUGACAGUUAGCCACAUCAUGUUAGAAAGUCGUCUUCAGCGAGUUCAGAACAGUAACAGCUCCAACAGCUGAAGUAUAACGCCUCUUGUCAUCGUCUCUGCCCAUCCCACUCAACACAGGAUAGUGGGUUCUGUGGCAAGAUGCUUGGGUCUGAAAGAGGUGUGGUAGAGGAAUGGCUUUCAGAAUUCAAGGCUUUACCUGAAAACCAGAUACCUAGUUAUGCAGCAACACUUCAUCGAAAGAAAACGCUAGUCCCUGCUCUCUAUAGAGUUAUCCAGGAUUCCCAUAAUGAGCUUUUGGAGCCUGUGUGUCACCAACUGUUUGAGCUCUACCGCAGUUCUGAGGACAAGCUAAAGAGGUUCACGCUACAGUUCCUGCCUGAGUUGGUGUGGGUUUAUCUCCGAGUCACUGCCAGCCGAGACAGACAGAGCAACGGCUGCAUUGAGGCCCUGCUGCUCGGCAUCUACAACCUGGAAAUUGUGGACAAAGAUGGAAAUAGUAAACUGUUGUCAUUCACCAUACCUUCGCUAUCAAAACCAUCUAUAUAUCAUGAGCCCUCCAGUCUGGGAUCGAUGGCUUUAACAGAGGGGGCCCUGAGCCAGCAUGACCUCAUCAGGGUGGUUUACAGUGACCUCCACCCCCAGAGAGAGACCUUCACUGCACAGAACAGAUUUGAAGUGUUGUGUUUCCUGAUGUUGUGCUACAACUCUGCAGCAGUUUAUAUGCCUUGCUCUUCCUACCAGUCUGCUUGCAGGAUGUGUUCACGGUUAUGUGUAUGUGGCUUUCCAAGACAACACCAAAAGCAGUGGAAGGAGCUAUGUGGUCGGGUUGUUCUGGACCCUGAAUUUAUGGUGCAAAUGCUGACGUCGGUAUAUCAUGCCAUUUACAAUGGAGAAUGGGAUCUGGGGAGAGAGGCGUUGGAUGACAUCAUCUACAGGGCACAACUGGAACUUUACUCUCAGCCUCUCUUGGUGGCCAACGCAAUGAAGAGUUCCUUGCCUGCCACUGCUCCUGAUGUUUCCCAGGGCCGCAAGGUCCUGCAGGUGGAGGUGACACCCACCGUGACACGAAUAUCCCGCACCGCCAUCACCACGGCCUCUAUCCGCCGGCACCGCUGGAAGAGAGAGGAUGCAGAGGGCAUGAGUGGGGGCGAGGAUUCUAUCAACCUAAAUGACCCGGACGAAGGCUUCUCUUCAGGGGCUUCCAACAGCAGCCAGCCUAGUGGCACCAAGCAGGUGGCUGUGGGCUCCGGGGGCUGGCCACCAAUCCAGAGGAACAGCACAAAAAAGGGGAUGGUGGGGCGAAUGACCAGGGAGAGAGAGAUGGUAGGAGCAGCCUCCUCCAUCAAGCAUGGGGAUCUCUCAGUUGAGCCUCAGGUGGUCCUUCGGAGACAUCACCAGAGGCAGCAGUCCCCUCCUCCAGCUUCCCCUCCUGCGGUUUCCAUAGAUGCCAUUGAGCUGAGCCCCAUGAAGAAGCAUCUCAGUCUGCCAGCCAGCCAGAGUUUGGUCAGGACUGCCAGUGCCACCUCUAGCAAGUCCUUUGACUACAUGAAUGGAAGCCGGGUGACAAGAGGUGGCAGUGUGCUAGAGGGCAUGGGUAACCUCACAGCUGGCAGCACUCACCGCUACUCCACAAUAAGCUUGCAGGAGGAGAGGCUGGUAGGCCGGGGAGAGGAUACCAAGGAGCUACUAUCCCCUGGCGCCCCCCUCACCAAGCAGUCACGCUCCCCUAGCUUCAAUAUGCAAAUUAUAUCACAGGUUUAAGUGGGGUGGAGACCAUCGAGUCAUCAAACCUCCACUCCAGCUCACAUUAACCCAUCCUACUUUUUACAGUUACCUAGCAACAACUCCUCAAGAGAAAUCACCUGUCACCUAGCCACCCACAGUGGCUCUUCCAUUGCUAAUAACUAAAAAAUAUAUUUCUCAAGAUAUACUGGGAUGUCUGGAAUAUGUUGUUUUAAAUAUUCAUCGGGAAUAAGAAAAUAUUAAGCAGUUAUGUGCACAAUCAUAAGAAACGGGUUGGUGAAAGACUAAUCAUUGUGGUGGUUGUAUAUAGAACUUCAUAGGCAUGUCCCUUAGCCAAUGAAAUAAAUGGAGAUGGAAAAAGUCAGACCAGUCAUGAGAAUGCCCUCUCCACCUCAUGUACCCUUUGACCAAAUGGUGCAUUCCAUGUAUAUUUUGCAGACAAAAGCAAAGACAGAUCUAUUGUUAACCAUGUGAAAUAUUUCAUUGUUGUUGGUCUGACGUAAUUUAUUCCUGAGAUUCAUUAUAGUAUAUAUUUUGUAUUGAAUCAGCAAUAAGACUUCCAUUGUAUGUUGACAAUGAAGUGAUUCACUGUA
This is a messenger RNA of Lepisosteus oculatus (spotted gar), 2665 nucleotides long. RefSeq names its product hyccin 2. Gene Ontology annotation, cellular component: plasma membrane. Gene Ontology annotation, biological process: protein localization to plasma membrane; phosphatidylinositol phosphate biosynthetic process. The record is from RefSeq and is a predicted model, not a curated record. Lineage: Eukaryota; Metazoa; Chordata; Actinopteri; Semionotiformes; Lepisosteidae.